This is a messenger RNA of Fonsecaea monophora, 585 nucleotides long. RefSeq lists its product as hypothetical. Lineage: Eukaryota; Fungi; Ascomycota; Eurotiomycetes; Chaetothyriales; Herpotrichiellaceae. The coding region runs from base 1 to 585 and encodes 194 amino acids. The transcript has a single exon. The record is from RefSeq and is a predicted model, not a curated record.
AUGUCAGAGCUCCAGAAAAGGGUUGCCACGUCGUCCAAGCGCCUUAGACUUCCCAUCACGCUUGUCAUCUGGCCUCGCAAAUCUUAUAAGACUGACGAACAGACCCGAUGCUUGGUCUUCGAACUUGGGACAUCAGCUUUGAAAAAGGAAACCUCUCGCUUGGUGAGCCUACCGCGGAAAGAGGUAUCGCAAAGUCCUGUCCGUGCCGUUGUCAUGGUUCGCUCAAACCACAGCCGACCCAUCCCGACCCAGAUCUGGGAGAAACACAAAUUCACCAUCUAUGCACUCUAUGCGAGGCUGCCUCUUGACCAAGUCAUGGCUGAAAUGCAACAGAAACAUGACUUCGCCGCCACUGCGCAACAGUACAAGCGACAACUGGGGAAAUGGGGCCUUCGCAAGAAUGUCUUGACUGAGUUGGAUGUCAUUGACGAUGAAUCCAUCGCACGUGGAGGCAAGGACUCCCAACGCCAGAUACGGCGCUUUCAGAAGAGGAAACAGCUCAAAACACAGAAGCCAGCGAACCCAAAACCGGCCACCCCACGCACCACCCGGUCAAGCUCGGCUCAGAAGCGAAGGCCUCUGUGA